UUAGUCCCCACCAAUACACAAAAGCGCUUAACGUACAGACUCGCCAACUACUACUGCCCAGCCACGCAAGACCGGUUCCCGAUGGCCGGAGAUCUCCAGAAGUAUCUGAUCCAGGAUCUGGAGCUCCUUCAUGACGACCGAGACUCAGCGGACCUGGAGUUCGUCGCUGGCGGCGGCAGAGGGAAGCCCGAGAGGAUCCGCGCGCACCGGCUCAUCGUCCUGUGUCGCUGCCGGCGCUACCGGAACAAGAAACAGCAGUGGUUGGCGGCCAACUCGCCGCUGGUGACGGUCAAACUGGAGCGGACGGAACCGGAGACGGCGCGACGGGUCGUGCGCUACCUCUACACUGGCCAGGUGGACUGUGGAUCCAGUCCAGAACCUCUUAUCCAGACAAUAGUGGCUGCUCUGGAGCUGGGUCUCCCGGAGCUAAAGACCUACUGCCUCAAGACCCUGGCGGGCGGGAUCACGGCUGACUCCGCCUGCUCCACCCUCAUCUCUGCCCACUCCGCCCUGAUGGCCGAGGAGGGAGAGGGGGAGGAGGAGGAGGAGGAGGGGAGUGUGGUACGCGAGGUGGAGCAGUGCUGCAUGGAGUACAUCGAGACCAACACGCGGGCCGUGUUCAAGUCGAAGGGAUUUCUCCAACUCCCAAAGGAGACCCUAUUGUCCGUCAUUCAGAGCAGCAAGUUGACGGCCUCCGAGGAGGAUGUGUGGAGAGGUGUACUCGCCUGGGGUCAGGCCAAGGCCGGAGUCCAGAGCAGUGUCAAACAGUGGACUGAGAACGAUCGCUCCAAGAUGAAACAAGUUCUCAAUGGAGUGUUGGAGCAUGUGCGGUUGAUGGAGAUUGGCAGCGAAGUAUUUGCACAGGAGGUGGAGCCGACUGGACUCCUCUCCAUGGAGAUGACUCUUGCAAGAUAUCGGCACGCAGCGGUACACGGCAAGGGUCUUCUGUCUCCGUCGGAGAAGCAGUCUCGUCCUCGCAGUGGCUGCACGGGGGCCUUUGUCGACUCGGAGCUGGUGGCCGAGAGAACCGACUUUCAAAUGCAGAUGAACGAGUGGUGUGGCACUCCCUCUCAGGAGUGGGUUCUGUUGUACAGAGCCUCGAGGGACGGUUUCGAGGCCAGGAAGUUCCACGCUGCAUGCGAUGAGAAGGGAGCGACACUUGUCCUAGUCAAGACUCCCAGUGGAUGUCUGUUUGGAGGCUACACUGAUGCAUCGUGGAGCAGUCGGUUCAAGAGAGGCAAGUUUGCCAGCUCCAGCUCCUCCUUCCUCUUCUCCCUGGUGAGCACCUCCGGGAGCGGGCCGGCCAAGUUUGACAUCAGACAGCCGGCCUACGCCAUCAACAACCACCCCGGAAAUGGACCCAUCUUUGGCUCCGGUGCAGACCUCUGUAUAAGCAGUGAGUGCAAUCGGAACAAGGACUCCUACUCACAACUUCCCUACACAUACGGCACAGUCGACACUCCCAACAAUCUAUUGACUGGAGAGCAGUAUUUCUCAGUAGAGGAUUAUGAAGUUUUUGGACUCUCAAGGUAGUUGCUAAGAGAAGGAGAGAGAGAGAGAGUGUGUUGUGAUAGUGCUGCAUUUAUUUUAAUCAUUUUAUAAACUUUUAGAAGGUCUCUAUUCAUUUCAAUUUUUGUACACAGCCAUUCAUAUUAUAAUGCAAGUGAGAUUUUGCAAUGACAUGAUUAUCAAGAAGGUGUGUGCAGAACUGGGCAUACAAACCUUCUUCAACAGAACCAACAGUAAUACUCCAUUGUUUCCCAGGCUCAGGAGUGUCAGUAGCAUUUACUAGCUCGACCUGGAACCUGGAAAAAAGUGCGUAUAGGCGCCGUCGUCCGGUCCUCGUUCAGCCCACGUUGCGCAUGCGCAAUCACAAGUGCGCGUCGAAACGCGCUCGUACUGACGAUUUCCCUUUAGCAUUACUUUUACC
Messenger RNA from Geodia barretti, 1930 nucleotides. NCBI's taxonomy places the organism in Eukaryota, Metazoa, Porifera, Demospongiae, Tetractinellida, Geodiidae. The record is from the annotation of a GenBank genome assembly.